Molecule: messenger RNA, 6774 nt
Organism: Nomia melanderi (Alkali bee)
Lineage: Eukaryota; Metazoa; Arthropoda; Insecta; Hymenoptera; Halictidae
Product: scavenger receptor class B member 1
Cellular component (GO): cytoplasm; membrane
Molecular function (GO): scavenger receptor activity
Source: RefSeq, a predicted model, not a curated record
ACGAGGCGCGACGCGUCUCGCCGCGAUAAACCGUCCAAUAUCGAUCAUUCAACCGAUUUUUGCGUCUGCGAACGAUACAGCCUCUCCAGACCGUCCAGCGUUCGAAGCCGGAAAUAGGUAGACGUAUCUUUCAGGUGCGCGGGUCGAUGCAGCGAAAGAAACCGGUGAACUCCGUUGAAACGUCGAGUUUCAACUCGAAUUCGAGAAAUCUCUGAUAACAUCGGAUAAAGUAACGUUAAGAGGAAGGGGAUCGACGCAGGAUUUCUCGCGACGAGAAGUCCGCGAUCCCCGGCUGACGAGACGAUUCCGAGAGUGUCCUAAGUUUGGUAGCGAACUAGGGUCAUCGCGCGGCGAGGUUAUCGAUGGAUCCAGGAAAGGUGGGGAGAUCUCUGUACGUCGUCGACGUACUCCACGGUCCUCGGUAAAUCGACGAAACGACGGGCAAGCGAUCGGACCGGAGUCGAGCGUCGCGCGUUCGCGAACGAUGAUUGAAUGAUUUGAUGAUUGGAUGAUUUGAACGUACCGGUCGGUUCGUGGACACGGUCAGAGACGAGGAAACGGAGAAACGUGGAAACGAAGGAGCGCGUGCACCGCGAACGAUCGAAGACGAGAGUGCUGCCGGAGCCGAUCCAUCCCUUGCAACCGAGGCUCGAAGGGUGUCGGAAGUUCGCGAUCGGCCCCGCGCCUCGCCGGACGAUGGAAACGAAGAGCUGGCUGCGGGCGAUGCGGAGAUGCUUCAACGGGACCAGGAAGAGACGGCUGCUGUGGCUGUACGGGCUGGCGUCUGUCGCCAGCCUCGUCACGUUCGUCGCGUUUUGGUGCACCAGUGUGUUUCGGGACGCGAUUCUGUCGAACCUGGAGCUGCGGAACGGCACCCCCUCGUUCCUGCUGUGGCAGCGACCGCCGGUCGGCCUCGUGUUCCGCGUGCACGUCUUCAAUUACACGAAUCUGAGGGAGUUCGAGAGCGGCCACGCCGACAAGCUUCGCGUUCAGGAAGUCGGCCCCCUCGUCUACCGGGAGACGCUGAAUCGAGUGAAUCCGCGGCUCCACGAGAACGGGACGAUCACCUAUCAGGAGAAACGGAGCUUCGAAUGGAUCUCCGGGGUGUCCGAGGAUCAGGUCGUCGUCGUGCCCAAUGUGCUGCUCAUGUCUACGCUGGCUUACUCUAGGAACCUGCCGUUCGCCUUGGGGAUCGGUAUAGCCAUACUCCUGUCGAGUCUGCACGCGAAACCCUUCCUAGAGCUGCCCGUAGGCGAAUUACUCUGGGGCUACGAGGACAAGCUGUUCAACACGAUGAAACCGUUAGCUUCGUUCAGACACCACGUCCCCUUCGAGAAGUUUGGGCUUCUCGCAUUCAGAAACGGCGUGAACGACGACCGUAUCACGGUGUACACGGGGAUGAACGAUCUGCGGAACAUCGGGCUGAUCGAGCGAGUGAACGGUAUGCGGGAUCGCAAGAUCUGGGGAGACGAGAGGUGCGACGCCGUGUACGGCAGCGAUGGAAGCAUGUUCCCACCGCACUGGAUCGACCAACCCCGCGACACCGAGCUCCGAGUCUACGCGAAAGACGUCUGCCGACAACUGCCCUUUCGAUACGACCGCCGCGACUCUUCGAACGGCAUUCCUACCUUCAGGUACAAUUUACCGACCGACAUUUUUUCGACCAACGACGAGAACUCCUGCUACUGCUCGAAGGAGUCGGCCGACUCCGCUACCAGAAGAUGCCCGCCGAUGGGGACGUUCAACGUUUCCGCCUGCAAAUUCGGCGCCCCGAUAAUGAUGUCGUACCCCCACUUUUACUCGGCCGACAAGUCGCUGUUCGAGGACAUCGACGGUUUAAAUCCUGUACGCAAACACAGCGAGAGUUACAUUCAUCUCCAUCAGACAUUAGGCGUGACACUGGCAGCCAGAAUCAAGAUGCAGAUGAACGUGGAGGUGCGCAAGGCGUCGCCGAUACCGUUUUUGGACCGCUUGAAAGACGGCGCCAUUUUACCGUUAAUCUGGACGGACUCCGAAGUCGAGGAGCUGCCCGAGUCCCUGCAGCGAGUGUUGUACCGAGGACACUAUCUCGUGAACGCCAUCGAAGCCGGGUUUCAAUGGUGCAGCCUGGUCGGCGUUGUUCUUUCGUUCGGCGCCUUGGUCGCCGUGCUGAACAAGGAGAAGCGCGGGAAACUCGACGGGAAACUCGACGGGAAACUCGACGGGAAACUCGACUCGCUGGGAGACCACCGAUCAGUCGUCCGCACAGAGGUUGCCGCAACGUGAACCGACCGUCCGUGUCGCGUUUCCUCGUUCGCCUCGGUUUCAGCAACGCCCCCGACGCGUGGGAGUACUGGACGCGUGUGCGUCGCGACGAAACUGUUGAAAAAAAACGUGCCGAAACUACUUUGCGUUUGUUGUUCUAACCGUUUCACGGCUCUUAGCGCAGAUAGGUACCCCUUUCAGUGGCUGUGGGAGCACGGGUUUCGUCGGCGCGAUGGAAGCGUGCGACUUGCUUUCACUGGCGCGACGUCGAUAUCGUUUCUCGUUUGUCCGGUAACGUGAGAGCUCGGUAUGCGAUUCACCCGGCGACAGCGGUCGCCAACGCCGCUUCAUCGAUCGCGUUCGGAUUCGCGCAAAUGAAUCGCGAUAACGCGGCGGCGACCAGACGUUUAUCGAGGAACGAUCUCGACGGCCGGCGAUCGAUCUCGCGCACGAACGCGAGGCGAGCGUCGAGUCGCGAUCCAUUUUCCUGGAAACACGAUAACCGAGGUCGCAUCGCGGAACAUCUUCCGCAAACCGAGAUAACUGGAUCACUUUUCCAUUUUUUUUCUCCCGCAGCGUUUAUCGUGCGCAACGAAUGCAGACGCUGCAAAAAACGCCGACCUCCGUCCGGAGCGUCGACGGGGAACGUUCGAUCGCGCGAGCGAUCCGACCUCGCGGGACCAACGCGAGCGUGUACCACUCUUAGAAAAUUUUUAUUCAUUUCCACCGAAUCGCUGGGAACCGGCGCGAGCUCGGUCCCGAAAACCAUGUUCGCUGUACAAAACUAAAUUUACCUAAGAACCUAACCGCAAAUCCAUCCAGAGUAACGAUUUUAAAACGAGAUACGCAUACUAGUAACCGAUAAUGAAUAACAAUAGGGCCGCGAUCGUCGCGGGACGCGUCGAAACGCGAGCGCGCACGAUCGGAUAUAUACAAUGCAUACGUGUAAACGCGAGCCGUGUCGCACGCGUUCAAUGGACGGAAUGAUUUCGUUGGCUGUUUCUACGUACGGUACACCAUUUGCCCUAAUGACGAGGAUCAACGAUCCGGAAGCCUGUUCCAGAUUCGCUUUUUCAACUUUUUCCGCGCGCCGUUCCGCCGACACGCGACCGUUCUGUCUCUGUUCCUCUUCCUCCGUCUCCCUCCUCCUCCUCCUCCUCCUCCUCCUCCUCCGAAUGGUACAGUUCACGAACCACGGAGACGUUCCCGAUCGAAUCGCGCGGAGAGUCUCCGGGACGGACGAUCGGUAUCGUAGGUUCGAGCGUGGUGAGCGAUGUGUGUCGAGAACACGGAGUCCUUGAAAACGGUGAGCCGAAUACCGUUACGCGGCGCGACCUAACAGUCUCCAGUGGUCUAGCGUCUCCUCCCAGCCGCGCUUCGCCGUAACGUAUCGUACCGAGUCGAACCGGACCGUCCAUUUGGACUCGUACGAACGUAUACAUAUAUGUAUAUAUAUAUAUAUACAUAUACAUACAUAUAUAUACAUAUAUACAUACAUUUAGAUAUAUAUAUAUAUAUACGUUCAAACGUGUCCGAAGAUUCGCGUUUACUCUCCCCUCGUCCAUGUUCCCUCCGCCUCCCGUCCCUCGACCGCUUUCUUCCUCCAUCUCGGAGCCGGCUCGAAUCGACGAUGGAACAAGAAAGCGUGCGAGCGAGCGAGCGAGCGAGCGUGCACCAAAAGUUAACGUAGUCUAUAUGUCGAAUGUUCAUUCACGUCGGGGUUGAAGAGUGCGCGCAGCCCUGCGCGCACCGGUCGACGGAGAAUCCGAUGUCUAGGAAGUCAAGGAGCCGGAACCCGCCGAUCUACUUGGAACCCGAGGAAUUCUGGAAAGCCGGAUUCAGCUGACCGGUUUUCCCGCCACUGGCGUUCGACGGUAACGGAUUGCUGAGGUGCAGUUUCUCUUGGCGCUUCGCGGCACGCGCCAGGCAGACGAGCGCGCCGAUCAGGACGAUCGCGCCGAUCGCGGCGAGCGCCCCGGACACCGCCGACCGGGCGAUCGGCGGCACGUCCACCGCCAUCUUCAUCAGGCUCCGCAUUUCCACGGGCAGCUCCUCGAUCCCCUGCGAACCGUCAACGACACGCGUCAUCUCGAUUCGUCGUCCGGUCGACGAUCGGUUUCGCGGUCCUUCUCAUACUCACGUCCUCGAACCACAUGAUGGGGAACACUAUAUCCGGAAACGUGGCGACCUGCUUGAUGUCCCGCACCUGGCUGACCGCCAGAUUGAUUUGAAUUCUCGCCUUCGCUCGCAGCGAAGUGCCCAUCAUCGGCUGGACGUCGAUGUAGAACUGAUGCUUCUCCUCGAUGGGUGCCGAUAUUCCGUUCACGGCUGUGCGUAGCGUGGGAUCCGCUGUAACAGUUGCAAACCGGGUUUUCAGUAGUUGCCCACCGUUGACACGGUAGUCCGUUGUAGGGUCCGAAGAUCGGUGCUGCGUCUUACCGAGGUAGAAGUGCGGGAAGCUAAGCAAAACCGGCGAUUCGUAUUGACACAGAGAAGCGUUGAAGGUUCCCUCUGGCGCGCACGGUGGCCCGGCCGGGCAGAAGCAUUGCUGCGACUCCACUCUGCUGGGAGAGGCGAACGCGUCCUUCGAAGGGACGAAUCUGUAUCCGGGAACUCCGCCGGCGGUAGUCACCUCCUCCUAGAAAGAGAGACAGUUGGUCUCUAAUUGGUUAAGGACCUAGCGGAGAUCCUACGCGUUCGCUACCAUCAGAAAAAUACUAGCGCCAGUAUGCUAACGAUUGAUGUUCUUACAAUUAAAGACGAAUAUUUUUCGAAAAGCAUCUUUUCGCGACUAUUAGCUGUAACGAUGAUCAAUACUUCGAUGGUAGCGAACGUUAACCCAGAUCUCUGGUUUCCAAUCUCCACUUUGGUCUCGCAUCUCUGAUUUUAGAUCGGCGAUUACCUUGAACACAAGAGGCAAAGUCCUGCAGAGAUCCUUGUCGAAGACUUUCAGCACCGUCUGUUUGGUGAUGCGCGGUGGAAAAAUGCUGCCAUCGCUGCCAGCGAUGCUGUCGCAUUCCGGAGUGGUCCAGUGGCCGAGACUGCCCUUUCCGUUCCAUUUGUCGAGGACGCCGUACUUGGAAAUGUCCCCUUGUCCGGUGAAGAUCGUGAACCAGUCGGGCAUCGUGGUAUUCUUGCCGUACAUCAGGCCGAAUUGGUCGUACGGCAGCUUCUGCUCCUUCGGCACGACAUCCUUGGCCAACUUGAGCAACGGAUCCUCGUAGCCCCAAAGCAGCUGCCCGAUCGACACCUCGACGAACGGCUUUAUCCGGAGAAUGUCCAUUAUCGAUGCCAUCGCCAAUCUGAGGAAACGCGCCGCGUGUUUCGACUGGCUGGUCGCCGACAGCAUCGGCACGUUCGGGACCACCACCAGAUCUUCCUCCGAGCCGAUCGACUUCUCCUGCAACCAUCGCGACCAGCGUGUUUUCAAUUCACCGGCCGUUCGUUCCGCGAAAGCCUCUGAUACUCUACGAAACACAACGAUACGCCACGGGAUUCUACGAAACGCUUCCUUCGAUUCACUUCGCCCGCGAGCCUGCGGCACGUGCGGUUUGUCAUUCUUCGGGUUCAGACUCUGAGAUUCUUUGUAAUGCUACGAACUUCCGCGAGAUCUUGUAGCAUUUACGGAAAUUUUACGGAAUCCUAAAAUUCUAAGACAGUCUACGAAAGUCGGAAAUCCUACGAAGAUUCACAGAUUUUCAGAAGAAUCUACGAAAUCCUACGAAGUUCCACAGGUUUUCAGAGAAUUCUACAAAACUCCGAGCGCCCAUAGGUAUUUCCAUUCUCCCCCCGUCCAUUCCUCCGUCUGUCCCGAUCAAUGCGGCCCGAUUCGUUUCGCGGUUUCGAAAACAGCCGAGAUAUUCUUCCACGUACCGCGGAUGCGCGUGUAGGUAUUCUCGACGAUGCGAGCGGCGAUAUUAUUCGAGCGAGCCACAUUGUUCUCCCGUAUAACAAUACCGACAAUUGUGAGAAUCGAGGUGUCGUGCGUGUCCCGGGGAAACGUGCCACGUUGGCCAAACGCUAGUCGCACACCUUUGCUUUUAAUUCACGGAAGCGCGUUGCUCCGCUAUUACGAUCUUACUCAACCCGACUAUCGUUACCUAGCGGCGUUGCGUCAUUCCGCGCGACCCGACUUACUCUCGAGACUUUUACAAGAAACCACGGCGCUACAUUCCCCACCAUCCUCCUGCCUCCCCCCGCCGCCCUCCACCUUCGCGAUCAUCUGUCCCCUUCUGACUUUCCCGUUUCCUUUUCCCGAUCAUCUCCUUGCUACUCUGUUUCCCUUUUCACGUUCCCCGUUUUCGCGAGACAAGCCGUGACGACGGAACACCGCUGCUAAUGGAGAAUCCGAAGCAACUCGAUGUUUUCAGGAUGGUAGAACCACCAGCUAGGCACGCGGAAAAAUACAUGUGUCGUUAGAUGAAAAAAGUGAUACAGGAAAAUGAGUUACUAUCGAUCGACGCUGUUGCAUAUGUAUUGCAUUGUUCAAGUUCCAUUGUGUACCAGUACUGAGUAAAUGAAUUCGAAUUA